CUCAUCCCAGAAGCAGGAUCAAGUCAUUUAGUUUACACUCAGGCGGUGUCCUUAUCUUCCUUAACGUGGUGGCCCCGGACAGUCCGUGGCGAUGGAGACUCCGGCCUGGUGGACACCUUCUGCCGCAGGAUCGCUGUGCUGCCUGCAGACCAGGCACCUGUCUUCAUGCAAGCACGGCCGGGGCUGCAUUUUGCUCACGUGCGACAUGCUGGCCUGUAUUUUGUUGCGACUGUCCUGCCCAGCACCUCCCCAUUUGUUGCUGUGGAGUUCCUCAACAGAUUGGUAACUCUCCUGAAAGACUACUGUGGUUCCCUAAACGAGAAGACAGUCAGCUUGAACUUUGCACUCCUCUAUGAAGUGCUGGAUGAGCUGCUGGAUUACGGCUACAUUCAGACAACAGCACCUGAGGUGCUACGGAAUUUUAUCCAGGUGGAACCUGUGCUGAGCGAACACUUCAGCCUUCUUGAUCUUAACACAGUGGGUCUGUUUGGAGCGGACACCCAGCAAAGCAAGAUUGCCCCCAGCUCUGCAGCUGCCCGGCCUGUCCUGUCCUUGCGGGGAGAACAGGUCUCGCAGCCUGAAAUUUUUCUAGAUGUGGUAGAGAGGCUCAUGGUCACCAUCGCAGCUAAUGGCACCCCCAUGAAAGCUGACAUCCAAGGGGAAAUUCGGCUUAAGAGUUUCUUUCCAGGUUGCUCUGAAAUGCGGAUCGGCCUGACGGAGGAGUUCUGCGUGGGCAAGACGGAGCUCCGAGGCUAUGGCACCGCCGUCCGCGUGGAUGAAUGUUCCUUCCACAGUUCUGUUAAGCUGGAUGAGUUUGAGCGCAGUCGCAUCCUCCGGGUGAACCCCGGUCAGGGGGAGCUGACCUUGAUGCAAUACCAGGUGGCCGAUGACAUCCCUGCGGCCCUGCCCUUCCACCUCUUCCCCACAAUCAGCCACGACCCCAGUGGCCGGAUACAAGUUUAUCUCAAGCUGCGCUGUGAUUUGUCACCCAAGAGCUACGCUGUAAACGUCCACCUCCACCUCCCAGUUCCCAAGGCUACUUUGAGCUUCUCUCAGGAGCUAAGCAGUCCAGAACAGACGGCUACCUUGCAGGCCACCACCAAAUCCGUGGAGUGGGUUGUACCUCGCAUUCAAGGCGGCUCCCAGCUUUCUGCCCUCUUUAAGCUGGAGGUGCCGGGACUGAGCCGGGCAGGGCUGCUAGAGUUAGGCCCGGCCAGCCUCUCCUUUGAGUUGCCAGCCUACACCUGUUCAGGGCUCCAGGUUCGCUUCCUGCGGUUCACAGGGCCACAGCCCAGCCUUCCCCAUCGCUGGGUGCGAUACGUGACUCACAGCAACUCCUACGUUAUCCGCCUCAGUGCCGGGUAGAGGCUCUCCGGGCUGCCGGGCCGUCCCUCCCUUUGCAAGGACAAGCGCUGGCUCCAUUUCCUUUCAGACACAAGAGGCUCUCCGGCAACCCACUUUUAUUUUUGAACCAACAACUGUAACGUAUGAAAGCCAGAACUGUGUAAUAAACUCUGGAACAUGAAGUAUUGCCAAGGUCUUCUUUGGAAGGGGAGGAGGACAGUCAAUGAGGCGUGGCGCCAAACUCCAUCCCGCACAAACUAUCCCUGAGAAAAGGGGCGAACAGAGGCCCCAGGCACGGAUCCUCGUCGGAGGGUCCACACAACGGAGGCGUUUUACAACAGGGUAAAUCUUUCCUGCCCUGGCGCGCAGGGCAGGUGCCAAGGGAAUGAAUUGCUGGCCAGGAAGCACUAGCCGACGAAACCUGCAGCAGGAAGGGGAUUAGCAGAGACGGAGACAGAUGGGAUGAGGAGAUGAGAACCUUCUUGAUUCUGUGACCCUUCCGUAUCCUUCUAACUCUGCAGUUCUCUAGUUUUCAAAGCCUCCGGACUGAAAGACAAGACGGCAACCACCACCCUCACUGCCAUCAGCCUCCUUUGUGAGCUUUCAGAGCCACCAGAUCCGAUUGUAGAAUUUCAGAAUUGUGGAGCUAGAAGGGGGCCCAAGGAUCACGGGGCCCACCCCCUGCCAGUGCCGGAAGGAGCCAGGUCAGAGCCUCCUCCCUAGCAGGUGCCCAGCCAUCCUCCGCUUAAAAACCUCCAGCGAAGGAGAGGCCAUCACCCUCCCAUGAAGUCCAUUCCCACUGCCCAAGGGCUCUCAUGGUGAGGCAAGGAGAGCAACACAGGUGAAGCCACAUCCACCAAGGAGGCUGGGACAGCAGUGCUUCUCCUUUUGGGGGACACAGGGG
Messenger RNA from Pogona vitticeps (central bearded dragon), 2248 nucleotides. The record is from RefSeq and is a predicted model, not a curated record. NCBI's taxonomy places the organism in Eukaryota, Metazoa, Chordata, Lepidosauria, Squamata, Agamidae.